AUGUCCUUCAAGGCCAUCUUCGCCACCUCGGCCCUCCUCGCGGCCCAGCUCGUCUCGGGCCACGCAGCCAUCACCAACGCCGUCGGCAACGCAGGCGGCGUCGGCAGGGCGCUGGGCAUCGACUCGUCGACCCCCCGUGACGGCACGCGCCGCAACCCCUUCCAGCAGGACGCCACGCGGUUCCGCGGCGCGUCGGCCAAGACGGUGGGCGAGACGGUGGGCGCCGGCAGCAACGACGUCGAGUCGGGCACGCAGGCCAUCAUGUCCGAGAUGGGCGGCCAGCUCCCGCAGGUCACGCCCGGCGGCAACCUCCAGAUGACGCUGCACCAGGUCAACGGCGACGGCGCCGGGCCCUACACCUGCAUGAUCAACUCGGACGGCACCGCCCAGAACUGGAAGAACAUCCAGGUCACCGAGAACGUCGAGGGCAACCAGCGCGGCCGCAACAACGACGGCAACGCCUCCGACCACCCGCUCACCGCUGCCAUUCCCGCCGGCCAGCAGUGCACGGGUCAGGUCGCUGGCCAGGAGAAUGUCUGCCUGGUCCGGUGCCAGAACCCGGCUCGUGCUGGUCCCUUUGGCGGCGUCGUGCCCGUCCAGAUGGUCCAGGAGGCUGGCGCCAACAACGGCACUGCUCCCAAUGCUGCUGCUCCCAAUGCUGCUGCUCCUAACGCUGCUGCUGGCACGAACGCCGGCACCAACACCGGCAACACUGGCAACACUGGCAACACUGGCAGCGCCGUUGGUAACGCUGCCGGCGCCGGCAAUGCCGCCAAAAAGGGCGCCGCCAAGGGCAACAAGAACAACAACAACAACAACAACAACGCCGCCGCCGCCGACGACGACGACGAGGAGGAGAAUGACAAGCGCAGCAUCGACGCCGGCGCCUUUGUCAAGCGCAUCGACGAAAAGACGCGCGCCGUCGAGUUCACCGCAUAA
Metarhizium robertsii ARSEF 23 is the source of this 939-nucleotide messenger RNA. RefSeq names its product CAS1 protein. The transcript has a single exon. NCBI's taxonomy places the organism in Eukaryota, Fungi, Ascomycota, Sordariomycetes, Hypocreales, Clavicipitaceae. The record is from RefSeq and is a predicted model, not a curated record. The coding region runs from base 1 to 939 and encodes 312 amino acids.